AAUAUAGGCAUAAUUAUAUCGAAAGUAAAACUAUACAGUUACAUAAAUUACCACAUUUUAACUUCCGCCCAGAAAUAUGAAAACACAACAAAAUAUCUGGAAUUAUUAAAAUAAAAAAAUGGCAGCCAAUCAAUCCUUGAUAGUAGCCGCCAUAGACUUUGGUACAACAUAUUCCGGCUGGGCGUUCUCAUUCAAGCAUGAGUACGAAAGUGACCCGACUAAAAUUUUCACCAAUAUUUGGACCGCAUCGCAACUGUCGUCUUACAAAGCUCCAACAAGUAUUCUCAUCCAACCUGACGGACACACAGUUGAGGCGUUUGGAUUCGAAGCAGAGAAUCGGUACAGCGAAAUUUGUGCGGAGGGCAAUCAGAAAGCUUGGUAUUAUUUCCGACGAUUCAAAAUGCUCCUUUGGGGCACGGGUGAAAUUUCUUCUGAUAUUACAAAGGAAACGAAAAUCAAAGAUGUAUCGGGCAAGGAAUUGCAGGCGUUAUUGGUGUUUUCUCUUUCGAUCAAAUAUUUACAGGUUUAUGAAAGACAAGAUGAUGCAAACAUCGAACAAACAGUUAGGGGCUAACAAAUUAGAGGAGAAGGAUUUUCACUGGGUCCUGACAGUGCCUGCCAUCUGGAAUGACAAGGCGAAACAUUUCAUGAGACUGGCAGCUGAGGCGUGUGGUAUUCCUGGUGAACGGCUAAGCAUCGCUUUAGAACCAGAAGCAGCCUCGCUGUAUUGCAAACAUUUAAAAGUCGAUAAACAAACACUCAAAGAAAACACGCUGGCCGCGUUUCAUGAAGGAAAGACGUAUAUGGUACUCGACGCAGGAGGCGGAACGGUCGACAUCACAAUACAUGAGGUGUGUCACGGUGGCGGUCUAAAAGAAGUGGACAAGGCAAGUGGUGGGGCAUGGGGAGGUAUUACGGUUGAUGAAGCCUUUAUAAAGUUCAUGGAGGAAGUAGCAGGUGAAGCAGUUAUCCAGCGUUUUAAAGAAGACCAUAUGGAAGAUUAUUUAGAAUUGCUGAGGGAUUUUGAGUCAAAGAAAAGGAAUGUGGAUGCAGAUACUGACAACCUUGUUACACUGAGAGUACCAAUGCAGUUGUGCGAAUUGGCCGCGGAAAUGAAGUCAAUUACACUCAGGAACUUGAUAAGCACUUCAAGUUAUUCACAACAGGUAGAACUUAAGGGCGACAAAUUGCGAAUCAAGUCUGCCAUUUUCCGGUCAUUCUUUGAUCGAUCAAUCCAGAGCAUUGUCCAGCAUGUUGAAGAGCUUCUAAAAAAGCCAGAAAACAGCGCAGUGGAGGCCAUUCUUAUGGUUGGUGGCUACUCAGAGUCCCCACUUCUUCAAGAAACCGUCAGAAAAAGGUUUUCCAAACUAACAAUGAUAACGCCUGGCGAUGCAGGCUUGGCUGUACUGAAAGGAGCAGUCAUCUUUGGCCAUGAACCAAUUGUAAUUAGGGAAAGGGUGGCCAAGUAUACAUAUGGAAUUGAGUCUGGAAUAAAUGUUUUUGGACUUUUCCGUAUCCCUGGUAUAUUUUCAAUAUUAGUCUCGAAAGGACAAAAAUUGGUUGUAGGAGAACCGCAAAAAGAAGAAACGUAUGUCCCUUCUCGCGAAGAUCAAACUGAGGCUUUGGUGAAGAUAUAUGUCACACGUGCUGAAAACCCGCGAAGUGUUAAUGAACCCGGCUGUUAAAUGAUUGGCAGUUUCACAGUACCUCUUUCAGGAUCUGGUCUUGACAGGCAAAUGACAGCAAGAAUGAUAUUUGGUGGAACAGAAAUGGAAGUUGUUUGCGUCGAAAAAAACACGGGAAAAGAAACGCGGAUGCGAGUAAAUUUUUUGCAGUAAUUAACGUUAGAUUAAAUGCCUAUCAUAAAAAUGUAUAAAUUAUAAAUACAUACACAUAUCAAGAAAAACCUGGAGUGAAAAAACAUAGUGACGACGUUUUACUCUGUUUAAACUCAGAUAGCAUAAGGUUUGUUUUGGAAACAUAAAUAUGUUCAAUUUUUCGAUUUUGUGGUGACCAUUUACGCUGUUAUAGUUUUUCUGCAUAGUUACACCCUGUGAUACUUCUCCGUUUAUUCUAUGCAUAUUGGAUGCUUUGUUUUUUUGCUUAUUUAAUCUUUAAAAAAAUUCUACAUCUUGAUACAACUCUUGCUUCUUGCCGAAAUUCAUCACAGUUGUACAACACAUUCAAAAAUAUGUUCAAGUUUAAAAUAAAGUGAGUUCAAUGACAAUAAUAUUGGACAAUUAUUAACGUAUAACAAUAAUAUAAUUAUAUUAUAUUAACUACAUAUAACGGUAUUUUGGGAUUUCAAAACAGAGAAAACAUAAUAAACAAAUGUUUAUCCAAUGCUUAAAAUGGUGUUACCUUCCACCAUAUUUGGUAAGCAUAUAACUGCUUCUCUAAAUUUUGUAAAAGUAAUGUAAUUCGGUAUUUUCAAAACAAUGUCCUCAUAAUAAAGAUAUUUUUGAAAUUGUAUAUUCAGUUUUAAAAUAAAAUACUUCUGUAUAAAAUUGAAGACAUUUUGCUCAAUAUAUUGUAUUGUUUAUGGAAGAGCACUCAUAAGAGAAAUGAUCCUAUGUGUAAGAUGUUUUAACUUCUCACCACACAUGCAUAGCAUUUAACCUCUUCUAAAAUAGUAUGAACAGUAACUCAUUUCAGUAUUCGGAAAAUAUUGUAUUCGUAAUUAAUAAAAUGUAUUAUGGGGCUUAUAAUAAACCAUAAAUAUAAAACUUGUAUAUAAACUCCAAGUGUACAUUAGCUCAAUAUAAGUAACAGAACUUACGUCAUUCUGCGCAUUCAAAAUAUUUCAUCUUGAAAUUAUGGUAAUUCCCUCGUUUAUUAUUUAUUGUUAAAAAAAUACCUCUAAAUUUGUGAAUUGGCUUUGUUUUUCAUAUUUUAUUAUAAUAUAUACCUAUGAGACAAUGGGAAUACUGAAAAAUGUUCAUAAUUUUAAUAACACAGUUAUUUGCUUCUCCCGAAAAUUGUCAAAAUGUCAUUUACACUACUUUUAACAUCCAGACGAAGACAGGUGUUCGCUCAUGUCAAUUAGGAAAAUUUUGUAAAAACAUUAUUUUUACCAACACAGUUGUCCUAAUAUUUGUGUAUAUAUAUAUAUAUAUAUAAAUAUGUACAAAAAUGUCAGUUAUGUGACUUACCGUAUAACAUUUGGUAGACAACUGAUAUCAUUUUUGGUUAUCAUACAAUUUUCAUCUUGUAACAGUGUAUGAUGUGAAGUUGGAAUAAGGCAGCAAUCUUGGAACGGCUUUGUUCAGUGAAAUAAUCUGGUGUACUACACAAAAUGACACAAAUGCAUGGCAUGGAUACGUUUUUUAAUUGGAUGAUGUACUGUGACCAUGCAUGACAUGGACACAGUUUUCAAUUGGAUGAGGAACUAUGUCCCUGCGUGGCAUGGACACGGGGUUUGAAUUGGAUAAAGAACUGCUUUUUCAACUGGAUGAUGUACUGUGUCUAUGUAUGGCAUGGACACAUUUUUCAAUUAGAUGUUUUUUAGUCCUGGUAUGAGGUGUUAAUACGUCAAAUAGUUGUUAACAUAUGUUCUGUAGUAUCCUAACAUGCUUCGUAAGGUAUGUAUAUAGUUGAUUGUCAUUACAUUGCUAGCGUAGCUUUUAACAUGGCUAUCAUAGAGCAGUUUGCGACAAUGACAAACAAUUUACAUGAUCCUUGUUUGCUCCUGUGUUUGGACCAAGGGGUUCAUUUUAGAUGCCAAUCAUUCAAGUCGUACAGAAUUCUAAUGUUUGUUAUAAACUAUUGUCUUACUGCGUUUUACAUUAAAUUUGGAAGAUAAAUACAAUGUAUAAGUGAAGGGAAAUAGUCCUUAUACAUUUUAUAUAUUGUAAGCUUUGCAAUUGAAAUGUAUACUAGUCUAACUAAAUUAAGUGCUACAUUUUUUUUCAAAAAAUUCAUUUUUCACCUUUGUUCACUCUUUCAAACAAUUUGUAUACAGUGUGUGUGAUUUUGUCAUGGCUGUCUCAAAAUUGAAUUAUAUCCAAUUGCAGGUGACGUUGUUUGUAUACAUGUAUAUAAAAAGGUAAAAUAUUCAGUAUUUGAACACAUUAUAAUGUUUUAAGUCAAACCAUUGAGAAUUUUUAAUUUCAGGCUUCAAUGUGGUUCUAAAAAUGCUUAGUGAAAAUGUAAAAAUUAUUAUAGGCAAAUAUUGAUGCAGCUGCCGACGGAAUAGACACAUGCAAACAAUUGUCACAAAGACAUUAGUUCAUUCAGUUUACAUUCCCUACUCUCCACACUUUAAUAGCCCGACCAUUUUUGAAUGUUUGUUAGUUAAUAUGCUAAAGGUCAUUAAUGAAAAACUUGACAAACAAAUUUACAUAAAAUAAUCAAAAUAUAUAUUUAUAUAGAUAAACAUAUGUAUAAUAAUACAAGUUAUAUUUUCUCUUUCUAUUUAAUGAAUACACAUAUGUUGUGAACACCAGUGAAAUAUAAUUCCAUUUUGAUUACAUGAAUCCCCCAACAAUUCUGUUUGGUUAUUAUUUAAAAAAAAAAAAAGUCAUUUUUCCCAAAACACACAUUUUUGAGAGUAUUUUCUUUCACAUACUCUCACGCUAAUAUCUGUAUGAACGAUAAAUAUCAAAGAUAAAAUGUUGAAUCUGUAGGACAAUUAAUAUUUUAGCUACUUAAAACAUGUACAUAGAAUUUUUGAUUAUAUAUUUCACUAUAUUCACUGCAAAUCUGUGUUUAAACAUAUUAUAUAUUUAAUAUUGAAAGUUCCAUUUGUUUUGCUGCAGAACAUGGGAUUCUUGUAUGUUUUUGUGUACAGAAAUUGUUGGCAGUUUUCUUUUCUUCUUGUUUUUUUUUGUUUACAUUCAUGUCAACAAGAUGUAUCUUCUUUCAUUAGACAUUAAAGGGUUUUGUAUAA
Molecule: messenger RNA, 4888 nt
Organism: Dreissena polymorpha
Lineage: Eukaryota; Metazoa; Mollusca; Bivalvia; Myida; Dreissenidae
Product: heat shock 70 kDa protein 12A-like
Exons: 9
Coding region: 198-1685 (495 amino acids)
Molecular function (GO): ATP-dependent protein folding chaperone; ATP binding
Source: RefSeq, a predicted model, not a curated record